Molecule: messenger RNA, 1281 nt
Organism: Lynx canadensis (Canada lynx)
Lineage: Eukaryota; Metazoa; Chordata; Mammalia; Carnivora; Felidae
Product: cysteine-rich secretory protein 2-like
Cellular component (GO): extracellular region
Source: RefSeq, a predicted model, not a curated record
CAAAUACUUCAUCCUGCUCUGAGAACCAACACAAUGGCUGUAUUUCUGAUAGCGUUGUUUCUGGCUGCUGUGCUGCUUCCGUCUUUACCCACAGAAGCAAAGGAUCCAUCCUUUACUGCUUUGUUAACCACUCAAACUCAAAUCCAAGAGAUUGUAAAUAAACAUAAUGAAUUAAGGAAAUCCGUUUCUCCACCUGCCAGCAACAUGCUGAAGAUGGAAUGGAACAGAGAAACAGCAGCAAAUGCCCAAAAAUGGGCAAACAAGUGCACUUUAGAACACAGCAAUGCAGAAGGACCGAAAAAAACCAGUACAAAAUGUGGUGAGAAUCUCUAUAUGUCAAGUGACCCUGCUUCCUGGUCGAAUGCGAUCCAAAACUGGUAUGAGGAACGCAAUAAUUUUGUCUAUGGUGUAGGACCUAAGAGUUCCAGUUCAGUUGUUGGACAUUACACCCAGGUUGUCUGGUAUUCCUCUUUCCACGUUGGAUGUGGAAUUGCCUAUUGUCCCAAUCAAGAAAGUUUAAAAUACUACUAUGUUUGCCAAUAUUGUCCUGCCGGUAACAAUGUGAGUAAAAAGAAUACCCCUUACCAGCAAGGAACACCUUGUGCCAGUUGCCCUGGUAACUGUGAGGAUGGACUAUGCACCAAUAGUUGCGAGUAUGAAGAUCUCCUUAGUAACUGUGAUUCCCUGAAGACAACAGCCGGCUGUGGACAUGAAUUGCUUCAGGAAAAGUGCAAGGCUACUUGCCUGUGUGAAAACAAAUUUACUGAGACGCCCAGUAUGCAUUGCAAAACUAAACCUAAGCAACCCAGUGUGGACUGUGGGGAAGUAGAGUGCAGUGAGCACCUGACUUCACCACAGACCUCAGAGCUGGCCUACCUCAGCACCAGACAACUUCCUGCAGCCCUCAGAGGCUCCCUGCAGACUUGCAAAUCCAGCCCCCAGUUCACCCCAGUGCUACUGGCUCUAGAGGCCCCAGAAUUCACCCAGGGGCUUUUAGAAACCUCUCUUUUGUUCCCAGAAGGGGGCGCUAUAGCUCAAGUUGGUCGUUUGUCCUUUGUCCACCAACUAUGGCCUGUUUUCUCUUUGGGCUCACUUUACUGGGCUCCUUCUCCCAAGCUCACUCAGGAGCAGGCACAAGGACUCAGCAACGAAUGGGGACUAGAUAAUAGGUGUAGAACUCAGCGCAUUGAGGGUGCACGUGGAUCUGCUAGGGAGAUCUCCAGGGUGUCACUCCAAGACAUUCAUGGUUCUGCUGAACACAAUCCCUUUAACACCAUUUGA